Cladocopium goreaui is the source of this 429-nucleotide messenger RNA. The record is from the annotation of a GenBank genome assembly. Lineage: Eukaryota; Dinophyceae; Suessiales; Symbiodiniaceae.
GAUAUUGAAAUUCUGUCACAGACUCUGACAUCAUUGGCGCAGGCCGCCGGAUCCCAUGCCUUCCAUGUGGUCCUGGCAAUGGAGGCGCGCGAGGGAGAUCCUGCUGUGGAGAAGGCAAACAUGUUGUCCCAGAACUUUGGGAAGCAUUUCGCCUCGUUAACGAGUACUUGGCACCCGGCCAAUUUGCGCCAAGUUCAUAUGGAUGGUUCAUGGGAUCCCGAAAUCCCGGGCAAGGCAUCCAAUCUGAAGCAGGCUGUGAACGAUGUCUACCGUGACCUGAUGAAGGAUGGGAAAGAUGCCUCUUCCCUGUUGCUGACAGUGGCAGAUGCGGAUGUCCUGUUCCAUCCCAGAUACUUCAGCUACGUGGCGAAUGAUUAUGUACAGCUUCGAGCACAAGGAGGCGACCGACACGAAUGGACGCUUUGGCAG